Moneuplotes crassus is the source of this 1543-nucleotide messenger RNA. NCBI's taxonomy places the organism in Eukaryota, Ciliophora, Spirotrichea, Euplotida, Euplotidae. The record is from the annotation of a GenBank genome assembly.
AAAAAGCAUAAAAUUUGAACAAUAAUAUAAAAUUUUGAAUUCUCAAUGGUAAGUUGGAAUAAAAUUCAGCCAUAUCCUUUUAGAGUAAAGAAGAACUACUUAAGCCAGCAGAAACUAGCAAGACAAGAAAGGGAAGUCUUGGGGAGAAGAAGACCACCAAGGAACCUCAGAGUUUACUUCAAAAACUUGCAGGUGAUAGCCACCGAUCACAACACUUGUUUCUCAAAUCAAAAAUUCCAAAAGCAGGAGAUGGUAAAAACACCUCUUUCAGAAGUGCAGGAAACUCAAAAAGUAAAUUUGAUCCCAAAACUACUGAGGAAAGGCAAAAUAUUACAGAAAAUUUAGCUAAAAACAAGUAUAAGCUUAUAUCAUCAAUAGGUUAAUUUAUUUAAAAGCAGCAGGAGAUAGCAAAUUCGAAAAUAAACAAGAUAGUAAUACCUCGGAUGACAACGUUGAAGCGGAGUCUAAAUAAAGAAUCAUACAUGUCCUCAGGAAUGGGCAUCAUUGACGAGGAAAGUAAAGUUUCAUCCCCCAAGAAGCCAAAUAAUGUUCCAAUGCUGAACUUGAACUUCUCUACUAAUGAAAAUGAAAGUGACUUAUUAGACCAAAAAGCGAGGAAAGGUUUACUGAUGAACAAAGAAUCGGUAUAAAAGAAUCGAGAAUAGAUAAGUCAAUAGAACAACAUAUGCAUAAAGGCAUCCAGCAAAAGAGACAAGCCUCUCCAAGAGCUAGACCAAGAGAGAGCAAGGUCAUCUAUAAGACAUCAGGAACUGGAGUGAUGAGGUCUCCUAGAGGAAUCUACAAGUCUUUAGGGAUCAACAAGCCCAACCAACCUGAAUUUCGCAAACCCUCUGAAGGCAAUAAGUUUGGGAUAACUACUAAUAUGACCAAGGUUUUCAAAGCUGUCAAUGAGGUCAAUAAGUCUGACCCUAAAGGGUACAAAUUUCCCACCUUAAGUCCUAAAAUAAUUAAGAGUGAUAUGGCAACACAAUUUCCUGAGAUUACUACAGCUCAAAAAGAGACAUCUACCAAUGAGCCUCCGCUAAUAAUUACUCAGUUCCUUAAGGAAGCUGGAGGCUAUGAGCCCUUGACUAAAAUACCUAAACUCAGCACAGAAAUCCAAGAACUUACUCAAAGAGUCAGUAAGUUAGAAGAAAUGGUUGCUGUCAAAAAUGAGGAGUUAAACACUCGGCUUGAAAGCUGCCUCCAGGAAGCCAGAGACACAACAAAAAUCACAACUAUGUGUAAUGAAAUUAAUGCUAAAAAUCUACAAAAUCAGAAUAAACAGCAGGCUUUGACCAACAUUUUUAAAAAUAUCAAAUAAGGCAGGAACAAGAAUUGGCAUGAAGAAUAUGAAAGCUGCUUAUGAGAAUAGCUUUACUGACCCAACUAGAGCAAUCGAGAAGAAAGUCUCUGAAGUCGCAUUUAAGAUGAUCAUCAAACAGAUCAACAAAGAUAUUAUCUCAAUCAGGGACAUUCAAGGCAAAUCUAACCCUGGAUAAUCUUUAGAGAAACUAUCCAAAACCACAGUGUCGAAGCAAGA